This is a messenger RNA of Aspergillus calidoustus, 435 nucleotides long. The record is from the annotation of a GenBank genome assembly. Lineage: Eukaryota; Fungi; Ascomycota; Eurotiomycetes; Eurotiales; Aspergillaceae.
AUGGUCCUCGGGAGCUGUUACUGCGGCGCAAUCCGCAUCGAAUACACCGGAGAGCCACUCAGAACAGCCCUCUGCCACUGCACCGACUGCCGCAAAAUAACCGGCAGCGCCUUUACAUACAACUUCGUCGCCCUGCGCUCCGACCUGCACGUCUCCGGAAAGGGUACCCCAAAGGAAGUCUCGAAGAUGGCGGAUAGCGGGAACCGGAUCGUGAAUCAUCACUGUGCGGAUUGUGGUACGCCGCUGUAUGGGUGGAAAGUAGCCGCGGAUGGGGUGUCGCAUAAGGAUGAGAUUGUGAUUCUGCGCGCGGGGAUUUUCGACGAUGAGUAUUUGAAUCGGCAUCGGCCGGAUUUGGAGGUCUAUACGAAGAAGAGGCUGGAGUGGGUUACGACGUUUGAAGGCGCGGAGCAAUGUGAGUGUAUGAUAGCGGCCUAG